GUAAUCAUUAAUAUCAAAUCUGCAUUCGAGGAAAUGGUGUGGCAAUAUACUCGCAUCCAUCAUUAACUUUCUGGUCAGUCUGAAAAACUGAGCGUUUGGAACUUCAGGAUGGUGGGAAAAUGUCGGCAUAUUAAGUACAAGGAAGAGCAGGACGCGAUUAAGCCUCAGCGAAGUCUAUCAUUUUUCCUCAUUUCUUGUUGUUUAAAAUGAUUUGCAACUCGAAAGAAUUCUGUGACGAUACUGUUUGAUGACAUUUUUUCCCGAAAUGACAAUUCUGUUCUCGAAAUUAUUGAUGAUUAUCGACAAGUUAAGUCGAAAGGACCGAGCCACCUGAACGAUAUUUAUUCCGAUAUUCUCUUCAAAAUUCAAACGGCACAUUUACGACACGGCAAUUGCGAAAAAGAGGUUUCUAUACUAGACUGUAGUACUUCUGCAGCAUUUUUAACCACUUUUUAGAUUCAUGGAAGAAGUAUCAUAUUUGAACCAAAGUUUGAGCUAUCGUUCCUCGUGAUCAUGAACAGAGGGAAUAUGCUUUUGCUUCGCAACAUCCACAAUUUCUUCAGUUUGACUAUUUAUUUUGCGGCGGUAUUCGAUCUCUCUCAUGGAAUCGAAGUCCACACCGCCGACGUCGUCAAGGCUGAAUACGGAGCGUCGAUCACCAUUCCGUGUUCCUACACACCGCGAUCGUCCAGAAGUAACUUUCAACAAGUGUUGUGGAAAAGGGGUAUAAACCAUACCAUAUAUGUGGGCAGUUCUGACCAGAAUUCAACGAAAGUGAAGGAUAGGUAUAGCCUCUCCGUGGACUUCGUGUCGAGUGGGAACUUAACCAUAAACGACGUGGUCAUCGAUGACAAGGGAACAUACACUUGUGUGGUUGGUGUUCGUGGUUCUCUCGAGAAAUCGUCGCGCUCUUCUCUAGAAGUGACUGCAGCUCCUCGAGAGCUUCUCCUCCAAGGCCAAGCAGCAAACAAUCCCGUCGACAUCCACCAGAACGCCGUGACGCUCAAACCCGGUGUCGACGUCGAGUUCGAAUGCCAGGCCGUCAGAUCCAGACCGGCUGUGACAAUCAAAUGGUACGAAGAUGGUGCUCACGUUGAGCCUUUGUCGAGCCCGUCACCGAGUUCGGACGUAGUUGGAUUCCAGAACACGACAUCGUCAUUCGCCAUCCGUCGUCCUAGUCGGACGGAUCACGGCAAAUCAUUGGUAUGUCAGGCCGUGAUGAUAGACGGGAGAGUAGUUCGCAAUACAAGCAUUAUCAUCUAUGUUGAAGAACCUCCCGAUCAGCCAAUUGACAUCCAUGGACUUGCUGACGUUCUGACGUCAUCGACACACCAUGAACCGUUUUGUAUCGCUGGCGGCAGCUUCCCCUCCUCCGAGAUCACGUGGUCUCUCGAUGAGGAAAACGUGACCGACGCCGCCGAGGUGACGACCACGAAUAUGACGUCGGGAUACGUGAGGGUCAUCAGCGAGUUGAAUUACGUAACUAGAAGAGAGCAUUAUGGGAAGAUAUUGCGAUGCAGAGUUAGUCACGUGGCACUUGGGGAGGAUGUCGUUGCAGAGAAAGCUAUCUGUUUGAUUGAUACUGAAAUGAAUUUGUCAUCAGUGGAGGGGAAUCUUUCUAGCUCUCUCCUUCUUGAAGUAAGUGGCAUACCACAUUCGGCCUCGUGUUCUCUCAGUGCAUGUAACAUUGCACAAGAUGACAGCACCACGAGGGAUGGAUGCCCUGAAAGAUAUCUCGAUGACACGUACAGCGACUUCGCCGACCACGUGUAUGAAUUCAAUGAUCUCGUAGCUUCGACCACCUACGACGUAUCGCUUCGUUGCGUUCAUAGGUUGUGCGGUGAAAGCACGACCGAGACACGAGCUACCGUUCCGAGUCCUCCGGAUCGUCAUUUUGGCGGCGAAAAUAUUGACUCCGAAAAUGUAAACUUCGAAAAUAUGAACUCCAAAAACAAUGUUGAGCUGAAGUCGUCAACUGAGAAUGUAUGGCUUCGUGACCUCAUUUUCGUCAUCAUCGCCGUGAUCGUUGUCAGUGCUUUCGUGAUCGUAGUCACCGUCUCUAUCGUUCUCAGGGCUGUCGUUAAAGGAACAAUUCGAGCCGCCGGUGGCCAAGACAGCAAUCACGUGACACCAUCACCUGACCGAAUUGAAGAGGGGAACGAAGUUGAUCCUAAGAUCUAUCAGGAAAUCAAAGAAUUACGGUCCAGUCUCGUCAACCCCUCCGAUAUUAUCGUGUCCAUCAAGCCGAGUGAGGAGGAACGGAAGAGUCUUCGCGAGUCGAUGCGGUCGUCCAUGCGGUCGUCCAUGCGUCAUCCACGACCGCCACCUCUACCGCCGCUCACCAACCGCGUUCCGGUUGAUACCGCGGUCGUAUCUGAUUCGACCGAUACAGAGUCGGAUAAGGAGGAUUAUGUACCUAUGUCGCCCGACACGUAUAGCAUUGAUUCCGAGUAUAUGGUUAUGAGCAGCGUUGAUACCAACUAAUAUCAGGGUUUUUAAAGGCAAUAAUUAGUAUGAAAAUACAAUGAAAGUCAUUUGCUAAGGGGUAAUCUAUCAAGAAUUUAUAAGGCCUGUAUAUAGUCUCCUGCAUCAGAUGAUUUUAGAUGCAUUCAGAAAAUACAAUAUCAAACAUGGUAUGAUCCAAAUUGGAGACGGCUGCUUAUUUAAAAACAAUAAACUUGAAAGCGCACAGGGUUUGUAUGGUAAGACUAUACAAUCAUGAUCUAAAUGUGUCAUUCUGGUUAAGAAUUUUACGGCAAUUUGAGUCAUUUAGUGCUGAUAUUAAAGCUAUUCAGUAUGUAGGAUGACUGUAGUAUUUGAUAUUUUGAAAUUGAUUUUAAAUUUGAAUUUGAAUACGUAGACAUAUAUUUAAAGGUCAAGUCCACCCCAGGAAAAUACUGACUUG
Molecule: messenger RNA, 2905 nt
Organism: Lytechinus pictus (painted urchin)
Lineage: Eukaryota; Metazoa; Echinodermata; Echinoidea; Temnopleuroida; Toxopneustidae
Exons: 9
Coding region: 514-2484 (656 amino acids)
Source: RefSeq, a predicted model, not a curated record